AUGGGCAAGUUAACCAGCACAAUCGGUAUCCCGAUCAAGCUUUUGAACGAAGCGCAGGGCCACGUUGUCACGCUCGAAAUUACAUCUGGCGUCGUGUACCGCGGGAAGCUCCUCGAGGCUGAGGACAACAUGAACGUGCAAUUGAAGGACAUCACUGUCACAGCGCGCGAUGGCCGCGUCUCGCAUCUCGACCAGGUCUACAUCCGCGGUAGCCACGUGCGAUUCUUCAUUGUGCCGGAUAUGCUGCGAAAUGCCCCCAUGUUCCGCUCGCGAGGACAGCGCGGCCGAGGUGUUGGACUUGCGCGUGGUAAGGCGACGGUGCAGAGAGCCAGGGGACAACGAAGGGGUUAG
This is a messenger RNA of Aspergillus puulaauensis, 351 nucleotides long. It is a transcript of the gene SMD3, whose product is annotated as putative small nuclear ribonucleoprotein SmD3. Gene Ontology annotation, cellular component: U12-type spliceosomal complex; spliceosomal tri-snRNP complex; pICln-Sm protein complex. Bases 1 to 351 code for a protein of 116 amino acids. The transcript has 4 exons. The record is from RefSeq and is a predicted model, not a curated record. Gene Ontology annotation, biological process: spliceosomal snRNP assembly; RNA processing. Gene Ontology annotation, molecular function: RNA binding. Lineage: Eukaryota; Fungi; Ascomycota; Eurotiomycetes; Eurotiales; Aspergillaceae.